ACAGCCACGAAGGACACACAGAAGCGAUCCCACGCGAUACGAUGUGUGCUUCCCCGGCCCCCUACGGCGCCUGCAGGUGGUGUGCUCGAUACCCUAUAAACCUGACCCGUCUGCGGGAGCAUGUGUUGACCGAGAUAAACUCGUCUUCAUGGAGCCAACAAUGGCGGAUGGCAAACACCAGUAUACCGCCGCGGACGUUGAGCUCGAAAACUCAGAACAGAAGGUGGUGCGGCAGAAGACGAAAUGGUACCGCUCGACGAUCUACAACGCGGUCAUUUUGGGAGUGUGCAACCUUCUAGCACCGGGCCUCUGGACUGCUGUGAACUCCCUCGGAGCGGGAGGGGGGCAGAACCCAUCCCUAGUUAACGCAAGCAACGCGUUAUUAUACUCUCUCAUGGUCCUCACCUGCAUCCUGUCAAGUGUCGUGGUCAGAGCGAUCGGGAUCCAGUGGACGCUCAUCAUUGGCACCAUGGGAUAUGUCCCAUAUACCGCCGGGAUCUACACCAACAACAGGUUCGGCACCGAGUGGUUUGUCCUCUUCGGCGCCGCACUGUGCGGCUUGUCGGCUGGUGUCUUCUGGAUGUCCGAAGCGGCGAUCGCUCUCUCAUACCCCGAGCCAUAUAACCAGGGUCGCUUCUUGGGGCUUUGGCUCACCUUCCGAGUCGCCGGACAAUGCCUCGGAGGCGCGAUCAAUCUGGGCAUCAAUGCUAACAGGAGCGAGGCCGGCAGUGUCUCAUACACAGUGUACCUCGUCUUCAUCGCGCUGCAGAUACUCGGGCCGUUCGCAGGCCUCUUGCUGAACAGGCCCGAUCAAGUCGAGCGAAAGGACGGCGUCCCAGUUCGCCUGCAGAUCACGAACGGCAACAUCGCGGAGCUGCGGGAGACAGCGAGGCUCUUCUGUACCAAGAACUUCCUGCUCAUAGCCCCCCUCAUCGUGCAAGCGGUCUAUUCUGAGGCCGUCGUAUACACGUACCAGUCGCUCUGGUUCACCGUGCGCGUGCGCGCACUCGGCUCAUUCCUCUCCGGCAUCGUAGCCAUGAUCGCGGGCAACCUGCUCGGCGCCUUCCUCGACUACAAAAAGCUCAAGUUAUACACCCGCGCACGUUGGGCGUUCUUCGUCGUCUUCGGCUUGCAGGGCAUGUGGUGGCUCUGGGCAACGGUCCUCGUGACUGAGUUCCGCAGAACACAGCCGACGUACGACUGGGUCGACCCGGGCUUCGGCAAAGGCUUCGCCCUGUUCCUCUUCCAGAUCAUCGGUUUCCAGAUCCAGUACCUAUACCUGUAUUUCGCAGUCGGGAACAUAGCAAACAGCGAGGAGGAGGUUGUGCGCAUUGCCGGGCUGCUGCGAGGCGUCGAGUCGGCUUCACAGGCUGUUAGCUACGGAUUGAACAGCAUGCCCAUCUUCGCCCAGGUCGGCGGAGUGUAUUUGAACUUUGGCCUGUGGGCCAUCUCGCUGUACCCCGGUUGGCUGGUCGUCCGACAGAUCGGAUAUGGGCUGGGAGAUAGGAAGGUCAACCGCGAGGCGAAACUGGCGCAGGAAGAGGGCGAGGAGGUCAAGAGUGCCAGCAUAACCGAAGAAUCGGCAAGUAAAUAGACUUCUCUUACCCGUGCAAUCUAUGGGGUAGCAAACCAUUGUAUGAAUGAUAGACCAGUGUGCUGCGCUUAAUGCGUCGUACGGCCUCCCGUGCACCCUUCCUUCAGUUUUCGGUGCACGGCUUUGUUGAUAGAUCCCUAGACAACAGAACACGUAGUACAACUCAGUACCUCCACUUACUAGCGACUCAAUGCUUCGAG
Messenger RNA from Rhodofomes roseus, 1794 nucleotides. Its product is annotated as DUF895 domain membrane protein. Lineage: Eukaryota; Fungi; Basidiomycota; Agaricomycetes; Polyporales; Fomitopsidaceae. The record is from RefSeq and is a predicted model, not a curated record. The transcript has 4 exons. Bases 149 to 1594 code for a protein of 481 amino acids.